Molecule: messenger RNA, 1224 nt
Organism: Colletotrichum chrysophilum
Lineage: Eukaryota; Fungi; Ascomycota; Sordariomycetes; Glomerellales; Glomerellaceae
Exons: 1
Coding region: 1-1224 (407 amino acids)
Source: RefSeq, a predicted model, not a curated record
AUGCUAGAUCGUGCCGAUCGUGCGGGUCGCCGCCGUCCCUUUUCCACCUGGGUCAAGAAACUCACCAACUUCAAGAGCUCUUCGUCAAGCGAUGGCGGUGGUGUUCGUCUACCCAGCUCCAAGCGCCAACAGGCAAAGUUCCGCCGCGCCCCCAAGAACAACAAUCCAUACCCCCAGUCAGGCCGCGUAGCCUCGACCAGCCAUGCCGAUGUCGAUGUCGAGACCAGCUCCUACUCCUUUUCCACAGCCCUCAGCGGCAGCGCAACAUCAGUCGAGCGAGAGUCGCGCGUAUCAUCCGAUAACAGCGGCGCCCCGCCCACCGCUGGCGGCCGAUCCAUGGCCCCCACGAUUUCGACAGACUACGAUGGCGCGCAUUCUGUCGUCGCCCCAUCUCACCACGCCCCCUCGGUUGCGGGAACAAGUCGGACGGUUGGGGGCGUAGAGUCACGCAGGGGAGGCGACAGCACCUUCUCGUCACCGGCUCCGUCAGUGCGAUCCCUGACGACCACUCUCACCACCAUACAAUCCAUGCCAGCAAACGGCGGCACCCACGUGCCUACAAACCCGACCACCAACACCAACCACACCUCUCACCAGGGCCAUACCCAUUCGAUACACUUCAACCAGCCCUUCCCGACUGCAUCGCCCGCUUCCGCCAUUCCAGCCCACUUGGCGCCAUCAAACCAGGGUCCGGGCCACCCAGCGACGUACACCACAGCCACGGCCAACAACCUCCUUACCGAUAAUGCAUCCAUCAUCACCUUGGCCUCGUCGUCGAAGCGCCGUCGCCGUCGUUCGCUCGAUACUGAUGCCUCCGUCCGCGCCCUGGCGCCUUCGUCAUUAUGGGGCGGCAGCCGCGAAAGCUUGCCUUUGAGCAUCCUCAGCGCCAACAUCGGGGAGGGUGCGGGCAUGCCGACCACCCCAGGCAUCCACCAGAGCAGCUCACGUAUCGCUAACGCCGAGCGCACCAGCAUCUACUCGGCCACGGGCAUUGCCCCCGCCUUGCCCGGCGAGCGCAACAGUUUUUAUGCGAAGCAGAGCGGCGCCGGCGACGGAGCGAGCGUGCGGAGCGGCCUGUUGGGCCACGGCAGGUCGGACAGCAUCAGUGGGAGCAUUGGCGGCGUGGCCAGCCCCUUGACGAGCCCGCGGGAAGCCUCCGAGAUCGGCGACACAGACGACAGAGAAGAGGGAACGAGCCGGCCAAAGGCAGGCGAGGAUCGGUGA